Molecule: messenger RNA, 286 nt
Organism: Funneliformis geosporum
Lineage: Eukaryota; Fungi; Glomeromycota; Glomeromycetes; Glomerales; Glomeraceae
Source: the annotation of a GenBank genome assembly
UAGAUAUACCUUUCCUUUUCUUCAUCCUAUUUCAAAUGAAAUUCAAGCUGUACUCUUGAAUAAUCGAAUAUUUUUAUCUCCUGUAUUCAUGCAUUGUUCUUUAGGAAGAAAUUCAGGACAUAGCGUAAUAUAUACAGAAUAUAAAACUCUAACUGGAACAAUGAAUUUUUCAAAAAACAUGCAUUCUUUGAUCUUAUAUUCUGGAAUGAUCAGUGCCUAUUUUGAAGAUAAUUCAAAUAAUUCUAAUACUUGGCUUAAUAAUACUUUCAUACCGCCAAUUGGUUGA